Messenger RNA from Trachymyrmex cornetzi, 1149 nucleotides. RefSeq lists its product as uncharacterized. The transcript has 8 exons. Gene Ontology annotation, biological process: signal transduction. Bases 241 to 1086 code for a protein of 281 amino acids. The record is from RefSeq and is a predicted model, not a curated record. Lineage: Eukaryota; Metazoa; Arthropoda; Insecta; Hymenoptera; Formicidae.
UCAUGGUAAAAGAGAAUUAUACAGAACGGAAAUAUAAUACAGGAAAUCACAAAAAUGGGAGUGCAGAAUUCAAAACGACUACAUGAAGGGCAGGAUGCUUCUUUAGGAAUUCUUCGAAAUGAUCCGCAAGCUAAGAUUACGCUCACAGACAAAUAAAAUAACAAAUAGCGACAAGAAAUUUGUCUCGACAUACUUAAAAGAUUCGAAUAAAGAAACCCUGACGAUUCUUUAUAAGCUCGCAUGUUAGGGAUGCAGCGAGGACACACGAUGCAAGAUAGAGGUGACGACAUAAUAUCGCAGAAGUCUUUGGAUGUAGUGAAAAUACUUAUACAUUUUUUAAAAGAGCAUGCUAGAGUGGAAGGAUUAUUUCGACGAGCAGGACGUCGUGAGGUUCGACAACAUAUCCUGAAUUCUCUAAAGAAAGGGCAUAAACCGCAUUUUGAAAAUUCAAAUAAUGCUGCUCUGGAAUGUGCGGCAGCUUUACAAAUUUUUCUCAGCCGCUUAAAGAAACCAAUUAUGCCGCAGCAUGUGCAAGAAUUGAUUCUUGCUGAUAAUCCAGGUGUAGAAGCACAAGUUAUUGCACAAGAUGCUCUAGGACUUAUUAGACAGGAUGUCGGCGGUCGUCAUUGCGAGCUCUUGACUCAUGUUUUGGAUCUUUUAAGGCACUUAACUCUCUCAGGACCUCCUUCCGAAUGUUCCGAAUUGCGUGGAUCUCCAUUACCUGUUGCACUUUUACCAGUGUUUUUUAAUUUAUCCCCUGGUGAUUUAAUAAGAUGGAAACAAGUGGCGGCCAGAUUCAGCGAAUUAAUUACGGAAGCCGCUGCGCAACUCCGUCGCGAUGUACAACGUAACAUUUAUACGGAAACUAUAAAUUCCAUGACGAGUUACAUCGACACAGCUUCGACCUCACAAGAGGAAGAUGAAGAAUUAACGAGAUGGCAAGAGUUUUCGUUGUUGUAUCCUUUUGUUCGACUUAGAGAUCAUUGUAAUAUUUGUCACGUUGGUGAGAUGGCACGUGUUCUUAUGACACCGUUACAACAUCCAAUCGUUGGCAGGUUACAUCCGACGAUUGCUAAUCCUAAUUAAAAAUUUUAAUAACAAUCGUACAAAUGUGCAAAGUAUUUUUAGAUGAAAAUUACUGUAUUUAUA